Raphanus sativus (radish) is the source of this 1677-nucleotide messenger RNA. RefSeq lists its product as uncharacterized. The record is from RefSeq and is a predicted model, not a curated record. The transcript has 6 exons. The coding region runs from base 138 to 1532 and encodes 464 amino acids. Lineage: Eukaryota; Viridiplantae; Streptophyta; Magnoliopsida; Brassicales; Brassicaceae.
ACCCAGACGUUGAUGGUGACCGUGACACCAACGUUAACCUUCAAACCUCUUCGUCUUCCCUAACACCAUCGGAGGGAAAUUCUCAAUUUUGAAAUCACAGAAAAAUCCAAAAACCUGAAAUCAAAUCAAGACGAAAUAUGCUUCUCUGUAACCUCGAUCACUCCUCCUCGGACUCGGAUCCAAUGGAGGCAACUAAUUCGGAUCCCGGAUCCUACCCAAUUCCGCCCGCUUCAGUCCACCUCUCACCCUUCGCUCCUCCUCCCUCUGCUCGUCUCCACUUCAUCACGCGUCGCACACAGCCGCUUCUAUCGUCUCGUUACAGCAACUCUCUCCAGGGCUUGCUCGAUGAGGCCACCUCGGCGCGAUCCGUCUCCGGCGGCGGCAGAUUGAGCCGAGAUGAAACUCUAGCGUGGGAGCUCUUCACCCCUUACCAGAGGCUCAUGAUCGUGGCGGUUAUCGGCGCCGCCGCCGCUGAGUCGAAGAAGAACGGUGUGAUUCGGCAGCUCCAGAAGUCGGUUGAUCUCAGGGACGAGGUUCUUACAGGCAUGCAACAGAAGCUUGAUGAUCUGUGUCAGCAGCUAAGUCUUGUCAAGGAUCUGCCUGGAGAUGGAUCUAAUGUCUCCUCAGAUCAUGAUCAUGAUGAUGAUGAUGAUCUGCAAUCAAAGUUUAAAGAGAAGUUUAGAUCUGAGAAUCUUAAAUUUGUAGAUUGUGGUUGCUGGCUAUGUGAUCAACAUCAUCCCUCUUCACCUGCUAUACAGGAUAAAGCUCCCACAACAGAGCUGGUGGUUGACGCAGAGCAAGAAGAAAGGCGUAUGUCUUACUUGUCAGAUUGGUGUUCUAGUGUCACUUCUGCUGCUGAACUCCAUUUUGAUAAUCUUUCACUCGACCAAGACAUGCUCUCUCUCAGAAAAGAGUGUCAGGAGAAAGAUGCAACAAUAAAGGACUUAACUUCAUUUCUUCAGUUAACCAACAAAGCUUGUUCCAAACGAGAAACAGAGCUUGAAGAGAUUGUUCGCAGGAAGAAAACAAUUAUCAAGAAGCUCAAGAGGGACGUACUUGUGUUAGAAGACAAGGUCACACAGCUCACUAGGCUCCAGAGGUCUUCCUAUUCAGCUGCAGCCUCAAAUACCUUUGAAUUCCCAAUGAGAGUGGACAAUCUUCUUUACGAUAUGGAUUUUUCUACAGCUUCCUCAUCCUCUGAUUCAGAUGCUCCUGCAAACACACCUCGACGAACUUCGUUGGAGGAUGCUCCAGUUGUUUCCAUCAAGGAGGAGGAACCCUCAGCUUUGGAACAAACCCAUAAAUCCGCCCCAGCUAAAUCCAUGGCUUCACUUGUGAAAUCUGUGAAGCCGCCUUCAGUAGUUAGUCCAUUGACUACCACUACUCGGAAGCCUGUUGCAGCUUCUUCUUCUUCUGCUUCUUCUUCAAGGAUGCGAGGGGCUUCUUCUGCUGGUGAUUCAAAGAAACAUAGAAGGCCAGUUCAGGUUGCCCCUAGAGCUUCUUCCUCUAGUUCACAGAAGAGAUGGGUUUAGUAAAUUUUGUCCUACCAGUAAAUAUCAUUUGCCAUUUCUGAGAGAAAAUUAAAAAAAAAUGUUAAUUUGUAGCUAAAAGCCUAAAAGAAUGAUGUAUUCUAUUAACUACAUUUUCAUGAUGAAUAUCAACAACUCUCAAAACUGA